Molecule: messenger RNA, 1765 nt
Organism: Bursaphelenchus xylophilus (pine wood nematode)
Lineage: Eukaryota; Metazoa; Nematoda; Chromadorea; Rhabditida; Aphelenchoididae
Source: the annotation of a GenBank genome assembly
AUGUUAUCGGGAUCCCCGGGUCUCUCAUCCAACGAAGUAAGUGCCAGUUAUGUAAUAAUUCGCCUUUUCUCAUUCUUAAUUACUUGUUGUAAUUGUCAUCAAUUUUACAUAAUUUUUUUACAGUUUUUGUUUACAUUUAUUUUUAGCUCAGACGAGAUUUAUUCGAAUUUAUAAAUGGGCCAAGCACAUCAACGUCCCUGGACCGUCUUGGAGCUUCUUAUCUCGGGGCAUUUCCUCCCCUGGAGACUCCGGUUUUACACCUUCUGACCCCAAAUUCAACGUUCUCGGGCAAUCCAUUUCGUCUUCCGGGGACCAAUGAAUCCCUUUUCCCAGGUAAGCAAGCACCUGUUCGACCACGGGUCCGCUUUUAAUAUUCAAGCUCAUGACCAUAUUUGUGUAUUGAAUAUAUUUAAUUAAUUACAAGUCUCAAGUGUGACAUGGUGUAUCCAUCUUCAGAGUUCUUCCCUCAGAUCUCUAGACAACCUCCGCCGAUUCAAUUAAAAGAUCCGCCACCUCCGCCAAGGGGCAUUAAUGCAGAAGAGGAGGAAGAGGACACAAAACCCAUACUUCCAGCACCUUUCACGCAUCCCUCUCCCCUGCUACACUCGCCCAUUCUGAUGCCUUUCCUUCUCGAUCUUCAUCAUGGAUCAGGGAUUUCUCCGUCGUUGUUGUCCCCGCAUUUAUUACUUCAGCCCCUUUCGGCGACUUUGUCUCCUUUGAGUAAUUUUUCGAGCCAUUUAAACUCAGGAAAUGAUCUAAUGACAAUGAUGAAUCUACAAUCCAAUGUGAUUAUAAAGGAAGAGAACACUCAGUCCAGGUAAGAGAUCGUCCGUAUCUCCGCGAAAAGAGUUUUGACAAAAAACCCAUGGCGGCCUUGUCUGUGCGGACUCGGCAGAUAUCUUGUUGCCAUGUUCAGCUUAGGCGACCCAUUUGCUCUUUGCGAGAUGUCUAGGUCAUUAAUGUAAUCCUGAGACUGGUAUUUUACAAAUGGGGCGCAAAUUGUAAAGAAAAAAGAGGACUCCCUUCCCAAUUUUUUUGAGGUGAUUUAUGAAAGUUGUCUCUAGAUUACGAAACAAAGCUAUACGGUUCGUUCUGCUAAGUUAUUCGUUUUUAUUUGGUUGUCAGUAGACUACAUACCAAGUUUGGUCCGAAUUGGUACACUCAGGACCGAGUUAGACGGGGGUCGAAACGUUUUUCGUGGAUUAUACGUUAUACCCUAAUAUUGAAGUUAUUAUUAUAUGAGUUCAGUAUAUCAGAACAAGACUCUCUGGACCAAGCUCUUGAUCUCAGUGGGAACAAAGAAUUAAAAAAGAUGAAGAAGGUCAAAAGACAUUUCAAGGGCGUCCACAAAUGUCCCCAUGAAGGCUGUGACAAGGCCUACAACAAGAGUUCCCAUCUCAAAGCCCAUAUUCGGACGCACAGUGGGGAAAAACCGUUCGUGUGUGAUUGGGUCGAUUGCGAUUGGAGAUUUGCCAGAAGCGACGAAUUAACACGGUAAGGGGAAAGUAUUGAAGUGCCUCGAGAACUGGAAUUAUAACUGAAUAAUUUGAGACCACGAUUCUUUCAAAAUUUUUUAAGAUUUGGUCAAAGAGCCGUGGUUAUGUCUUACAAAAUGAAAUCCCUUCUUUGCAGGCAUUACCGACGCCAUACAGGCUAUCGGCCUUUCAAAUGUCCGCACUGCACUACAGUAACCAAGUUUGCCCGCUCGGAUCAUCUCCGUUCUCAUGUCAAAAACAGACAUCCCGGGCUUCCAGCCACUGUAUAG